AUGAAUGAGCUGAAAACAGGGAACUUUUGGAGACAAAGAGGUUUUUCAGCUGCUCAGUUAAACAUGAUGGCCCUAACAAAGAGUGAAAUAUCUGAUCUCUGUUUCUUUCAAUUAAUUCGAACUGUAUUUCUGUGUUUUUUUGACCAAGUGAGAGUGAAAGAGCAAAGACAAGAACUGAAUGAAGUGGAGGAGGAACAUCUUAAAUUUACAAUUCAAAGAACAAAAGCCAAAAAGAUGCACACCUGCACUCAGUGUGGAAAGAGUUUCUCACAGAAAAGAAACCUUAACACACACAUGAUAAUUCACACUGGAGAGAAACCCUAUACAUGCACUCAGUGUGGAAAGAGUUUCACAUUUUCAUCCACACUCAAUUAUCAUCUGCUCCAUCAUCCUGGGGGAAAAAUAUUUAACUGUGAUCUGUGUGGUAAAGCUUUUAUUUCAUCAUCACAACUAAAACAACACUCGAAAGUUCAUUCAGAUGAGAAGCCUUAUGUGUGUUCUCUCUGUGGAAAGAGUUUUUCAUGGCUGGGCAACUUUAAAAAGCACCAGAAAACACACACUGGAGUAAGAGAUUAUGUGUGUAGUGACUGUGGGAAGAGCUUUACUACAACUACCCAUUUGAAAAGGCACCAAAUAAUUCAUACUGAAGAAAAACCUUACAAGUGCUCAUAUUGUGACAAGAGUUUCAUUCAGUCUGGAUCUCUGAAAUCACACGAGCGAGUUCACACUGGAGAGAAGCCGUAUUACUGUGCUCAGUGUGGGAAGAGUUUCACCCACUCAAGUCAUCUAGGGAAACAUAUUAGAAAGUAUUGUUCUGUGUCACAGUGAACAAAUGUUUUGUUAGAUUCAUUGAACUACACAUUAAGUAAAUGUGAAGUUAGUUAACUAAUAAACUAGUGUUGAU
Pimephales promelas (fathead minnow) is the source of this 904-nucleotide messenger RNA. NCBI's taxonomy places the organism in Eukaryota, Metazoa, Chordata, Actinopteri, Cypriniformes, Leuciscidae. The record is from RefSeq and is a predicted model, not a curated record.